This is a messenger RNA of Zasmidium cellare ATCC 36951, 1665 nucleotides long. RefSeq lists its product as uncharacterized. Gene Ontology annotation, molecular function: ATP-dependent protein folding chaperone; ATP hydrolysis activity; ATP binding. The transcript has 4 exons. The record is from RefSeq and is a predicted model, not a curated record. Gene Ontology annotation, biological process: protein folding. Lineage: Eukaryota; Fungi; Ascomycota; Dothideomycetes; Mycosphaerellales; Mycosphaerellaceae. The coding region runs from base 1 to 1665 and encodes 554 amino acids. Gene Ontology annotation, cellular component: chaperonin-containing T-complex.
AUGGCCGGACAAGGGGGUCCUAUGCAACUCGACCUGAGCAACGCCCAGUUCACCCAGGACGAGUCUGGCAGACCCUUCAUCAUCGUGCGCGAUCAAGGCAGCAAGAAGAGGACUCAUGGAACGGAGGCAGUAAAGCAACACAUUCUCGCAGCCAAGGCCAUCUCAACCAUCGUCAAGACUUCGCUGGGUCCCAGAGGUUUGGACAAGAUUCUGAUUUCCCCCGACGGAGACAUCACUGUCACCAACGAUGGAGCCACGAUUCUGUCCCAGAUGGAGAUCAAGGACCACAUUGCGAAACUUCUCGUCUCGCUUUCACAAUCACAAGAUGCGGAAAUUGGCGAUGGAACGACAGGAGUUGUGGUUUUGGCGGGAGCACUCUUAGAACAGGCAUCAGAACUCAUCGACAAGGGCAUCCAUCCCAUCAGGAUAGCAGACGGCUACGAUGCGGCUUGCGAGGUGGCAGUGGCUGAGCUGGACCAGAUAUCAGAUGUCAUUCCAUUCUCCAAAGAGAACACAGGCAACCUGCUCAAGGUGGCUAAGACAUCGCUGGGCAGCAAGAUCGUCUCCAAAGCCCACGACCAGUUCGCACAGAUGGCUGUAGAUGCUGUGCUGACGGUUGCGGAUCUGGAGAGAAAAGACGUUGACUUCGAACUCAUCAAAGUGGACGGCAAAGUAGGAGGUGCACUGGAAGACUCGCUGCUUGUUCAGGGCGUCAUCGUGGACAAGGACUUUUCACAUCCUCAGAUGCCUUCGGAAGUACGAGACGCUAGGCUGGCUAUCUUGACUUGUCCAUUCGAGCCUCCCAAGCCCAAGACCAAGCACAAGCUGGACAUAACGAGCGUGGCCGAGUUCAAGGAGCUGCAAAAGUACGAGCAGGCCAAGUUCACUGAAAUGAUCCAACAGAUCAAGGACACGGGCGCCAACGUAGUGAUCUGCCAGUGGGGCUUCGACGACGAGGCCAACCAUCUGCUCCUCACAAACGAACUCCCAGCCGUGCGAUGGGUUGGUGGUCCGGAGAUCGAACUCAUUGCUAUUGCUACGAACGGCCGCAUCGUCCCACGUUUCGAGGAUCUCAAUGCGAAGAAGCUCGGCAAGGCUGGUCUGGUUCGCGAGAUGUCAUUUGGUACCACACGCGAGAAGAUGCUUGUCAUCGAAGAAUGCGCAAACUCGAGAGCGGUCACCUGUUUCAUCCGCGGCAGCAACAAGAUGAUCAUUGACGAGGCUAAGCGAUCGCUGCAUGACGCUCUUUGCGUUGUGCGUAACUUAGUCAAAGAUGAUCGCAUAGUCUAUGGAGGUGGUGCGGCCGAGAUUGCCUGCUCGCUGGCUGUCGAGAGGGAAGCACUGAAGACGCCGGGCCUUGAGCAGUACAGCAUGCGGGCUUUUGCCGAUGCACUUGAUGCUGUACCCAUGGCACUCGCAGAAAACAGCGGCUUGAGUCCGAUCGAGACGCUCUCGGAUAUCAAGGCGCGGCAAAGCAAGGGUGAGGGUAAGGGCAGGCUAGGCGUGGACUGCAUGCAGACUGGGUCGAAUGACAUGAAGGAGCACUUCGUCAUCGACCCUCUGAUCUCCAAGCGCCAACAGCUUCUCCUUGCAACUCAGCUCUGUCGGAUGGUGUUGAAGGUCAACAACGUGAUCGUUGCCGGGUCUGACGAGAACGACUUCUAA